Molecule: messenger RNA, 3642 nt
Organism: Carlito syrichta (Philippine tarsier)
Lineage: Eukaryota; Metazoa; Chordata; Mammalia; Primates; Tarsiidae
Gene: ZHX3
Product: zinc fingers and homeoboxes 3
Exons: 4
Coding region: 404-3283 (959 amino acids)
Biological process (GO): regulation of transcription by RNA polymerase II
Cellular component (GO): nucleus
Molecular function (GO): DNA binding; DNA-binding transcription factor activity, RNA polymerase II-specific
Source: RefSeq, a predicted model, not a curated record
CACUAACGUUUUCCUACCCUGAACUGUGAUAGCCGUCAAAGGUAGCACACAGGGUGAAUGAAAGAUAAGCUUCUGCCUUUAUAUCCUUCCCUCCUGCUAACCAGCUGAUUGUGGUAAAAGAAAAAGAAGACAUGGGUAGAGACUGCAGCAUACACUUAGGACUGAAUUGCAACUGCAAAAGGAACAAGUGACCCUUUAAAGAUGCUUGUGGGGAUGCAUAAAGUAAAGAAGGAAACUGGAAAAAAACAAUGAAGUUUAAUAGGGAAAACUUGCUUUCUGCAAACAACUGAAAAAACUGCCCUUGGAAAUUAUUUCUCUGGCCCUCAUGGAAUAGCUAGAACUUGUACUGUGAGGCCCCUGAUGGGACAAACUUUCACCCGCUGAUCACCUAGUGAUUAUCGCCAUGGCCAGCAAGAGGAAAUCUACCACCCCAUGCAUGAUCCCAGUGAAGACUGUGGUGCUGCAAGAUGUCAGCACAGAAGCACAGCCUGCCGAGGCCUUACCAGAAGGACCCCAGCAGGAUUUGCCCCCAGAAGCCCCUGCCGCCAGUAGCGAGGCUGCCCAGAACUCCAGCAGCACUGAUGGCUCUGCACUGGCCAAUGGGCACUGGAGCACUUUGGAUGGCUAUUUAUAUUCCUGUAAAUACUGUGAUUUCAGAUCCCACGACAUGACCCAAUUUGUGGGACAUAUGAAUUCAGAGCACACAGACUUUAAUAAAGACCCAACUUUUGUAUGCACUGGGUGCAGUUUUCUGGCAAAAACCCCUGAGGGGCUUUCCCUGCACAAUGCCAAGUGUCACUCGGCAGAAGCCAGCUUUGUGUGGAAUGUGGCCAAGCCAGACAAUCAUGUGGUCGUGGAGCAGAGCAUCCCCGAGAGCACCAGCACUUCUGACCUAGCAGGCGAGCCCAAUGCCGAAGGGACCGAUGGACAGGCAGAAAUCAUCAUUACCAAAACUCCAAUCAUGAAGAUAAUGAAAGGCAAAGCUGAAGCCAAAAAAAUUCAUACGCUCAAGGAGAAUGUCCCCAGCCAACCUGUGGGUGAGACCUUACCAAAGCUGUCGGCUGGAGAAGUGGAAGUCAAAGAAGGGGAUCACUCCUCUGUCAAUGGAGCAGCUCCAGUCAGCCAGGCAUCUACCAGCUCUGCAAAACCCCUCCAUGCCACCAAUGGGCCCUUGAUAGGAACAGUGCCAGUUUUGCCAGCUGGUAUAGCACAGUUCCUUUCCCUCCAGCAGCAGCCCCCGGUGCAUGCCCAGCACCAUGCCCACCAAUCACUGCCCACAUCCAAGGCCCUUCCCAAAGUAAUGAUCCCUCUGAGCAGCAUUCCAACAUACAAUGCAGCCAUGGACUCAAAUAGCUUCCUGAAGAACUCCUUCCACAAGUUCCCCUAUCCAACCAAAGCCGAGCUCUGCUAUCUGACUGUUGUGACCAAGUAUCCAGAAGAACAGCUCAAGAUAUGGUUCACAGCCCAAAGGCUAAAGCAGGGGAUUAGCUGGUCCCCUGAGGAGAUCGAGGAUGCCCGGAAAAAGAUGUUCAAUACAGUCAUCCAGUCUGUGCCUCAGCCCACAAUUACAGUUCUGAAUACCCCCCUGGUCGCCAGUGCUGGCAACGUCCAGCAUCUCAUCCAGGCAGCUCUCCCAGGUCAUGUUGUAGGACAGCCAGAGGGCACAGCAGGGGGACUUCUGGUCACUCAGCCACUGAUGUCCAAUGGGUUGCAAGCACCAAGUUCAUCUCUCCCCCUCGCAGUGACAUCAGUCCCCAAGCAGCCAAGUGUGGCACCUAUUAACACUUUGUGCUCAAAUACAACAUCGGCUGUGAAGGUAGUCAAUGCGGCUCAGUCACUCCUCACGGCCUGCCCCAGCAUAACUUCCCAAGCCUUCCUUGAUGCUAGCAUCUACAAAAAUAAGAAAUCUCAUGAACAGCUGUCAGCUCUGAAAGGGAGCUUCUGUCGCAACCAGUUCCCAGGGCAGAGUGAAGUUGAGCAUCUGACCAAAGUGACUGGCCUCAGUACCAGAGAGGUGCGGAAAUGGUUCAGUGAUCGGAGGUACCACUGCCGGAACCUGAAGGGCUCUAGAGCCAUGAUGCCUGGAGAUCACAGCUCCAUCAUCAUUGACUCUGUACCAGAAGUGUCCUUCUCCCCAUCGUCCAAGGCCCCUGAAGUAACCUGCAUACCAACAACAGCCACACUAGCAACCCACCCUUCCCAUCCUUCUGCCAGACGACAAUCUUGGCACCAGACUCCUGACUUCACAUCAACCAAAUACAAGGAGAGAGCCCCUGAGCAGCUCAGAGUCCUGGAGAGCAGUUUUGCACAAAAUCCCCUACCUCUUGACGAGGAACUGGAUCGCCUGAGAAGUGAAACCAAAAUGACUCGAAGAGAAAUUGAUAGCUGGUUUUCAGAGAGACGGAAAAAAGUCAAUGCUGAAGAGACCAAGAAGGCUGAUGAGACUGUCUCUCAGGAGGAAGAGGAGGCUGCAGAGAAUGAGGGCGGAGAAGAGGAUUUGGCUACUGAGCUAAGGAUCUCUGGUGACAAUGGCUCUUCAGAAGUGCCCAGCAGCUAUGCCUUGGCAGAACGCAAAGUCAGCCCCAUCAAAAUCAACCUCAAGAACCUGAGGGUCACUGAAGCCAAUGGCAAGAGCGAGAUUUCAGGGAUGGGUGCCUGUGAGCCUGAGGAUGAUGGGUCAGGCAAGCUGGCAGAGCAGCCCCCGGGCAAAGUGAGCUACAAAAAGACAGCCCAGCAGCGGCACUUGCUGCGGCAGCUCUUUGUUCAGACACAGUGGCCAAGUAACCAGGACUAUGACUCCAUCAUGGCCCAGACAGGUCUGCCGCGGCCAGAGGUGGUACGCUGGUUUGGAGAUAGCAGGUAUGCUCUGAAGAAUGGCCAGCUCAAGUGGUAUGAAGACUACAAGCGGGGCAACUUCCCGCCAGGGCUGCUGGUCAUCGCCCCUGACAACCGGGAGUUCCUGCAAGACUAUUACAUGACCCAUAAGAUGCUGUUUGAAGAAGACCUGCAGAAUCUCUGUGACAAGACCCAGAUGAGCCCCCAGCAGGUCAAGCAGUGGUUUGCUGAGAAAAUGGGUGAGGAGACUCGGGCCGUGGCAGACACAGGCAGUGAGGACCAGGGCCUUGGUGCUAGUGAGCCUGCAACUGUUCACAAAGGGAUGAGUGACACCUUUUCAGAGGUAUCUGAGAACAGUGAGUCGUGGGAGCCCAGUGUUCCUGAGGCCAGUUCAGAGCCCUUUGACACGUCGAGUCCCCAGGCUGGACUUCAGCUAGAAACAGACUGAAUUUGAUCCGAUUACUGUGAAGGACUGGCCAGUCUGGGAUGCCGCCUGCCACGUGGAAGGGCCAAACCCAACUCUGUGCUGCCACAUGCCGUUCCCAUGCCUGGCUGCUGGGUACCCCAGAGAGCUUCCUGAGGCCUCGCAGACAGCCCAGAGCACACCACCACCGCCCUUGGCCUGCCCACCACCAAGCAAGCAGCAAGAACAGGAUUCUUGUCGGUUCUUCCUCUCACAACGUAGGACCCUUGCCUUCCAGUGGAUAUAACAGUUCCGAUUUCAUAUUCAUAGAUACCAAGUCAAGUUUUUAACAUAUACAUCCGCCUAUAUACGUUAAAUAAAACAUCAGAUUAUAAACAUUUUCA